AUUUAAAUCUGUCCAGAUUAUUGAUUGCUGCUGCUGCUUUUUCAUUCAUUAAUUUUCAUCUUCCAAAUUCUUGGAUCGAAAUCGGGCAACAAUAACAAAAAAAAAGUAAAACAAUUCUGGCUCCAUUGAAAACGCGAAAUUGUUUGUGUUAUGUGUGUGUGAAUGCUGUAUACAAAACCAAUCAAGCCAGCCAGUAUAAACCAUAAUUACACAGCGCAAAUCAAAAAUUGAACUGAAAACAACAACAAGAGAAAAAACCACUUCAAACCAGAAUGAAGCGGUUCUAGCCAAGCUAUAUUAUUUCAUUGAACAACAACCAAGGCGACGAUGACGACAACGAAUGAAACACAUCGAUUUAUUUUUUUUUUGUAGCCCAAUUUCAAGGAACCGUUGUUUACGAACGGGAUCACACGGAAAAAAAUUCUGCUUCAUUUUUUUAUGAAGACAAUAAUUACUCAAUCGAAUAAUUAGCAUGUUUUUUCAUUUUCACAAAAUAACUACUUUCUUAAUCAAUGGUUAAUUCUUCUUCGGCAUCAAUAUAUCACGUUUGGCGAUUAUUUCCAUUCGCCAUUGUUGAAACACGAAAAACGAAGAAGACGAAAAAGUUGUUUCAAAAAUACAAGACAAGACAGACAAGUUUUUAUUUUAAUUGUAUUAAUCGUAUAGAAUGAAUAAACGUAUGAACAGCGUGUGUGACAUUGAGCAUUUAUAUUCGAAUUUUGAAUGGUAAUUUUUCUUUCGAACUAAAAAAAGUUCCAAGUUGUCGUUUCACUACACAUUGACAUUGACUAAUUAAUCACGUGGCUUCCUUUUAAAUACCGGUCACGUGAUUUAUUAUUACUAUUUUCCAUCGACGAUUAUGUUUUUGCAUAUGUAGAAAUAGUCAAACAUGUGAUUGAAAAAUUUAAUUUUUUUCUGUUUUGAUAAAAUUUCCAAAUGACAACAAAAACAAUGGCAAUAAAACCAAAUCACUUAUUAGAUAGAAUCAAAAUGGAUGAUCAUUCGUGGUUUGCUAAUCUAUCAUCAUCAUCAUCAUCAUUAAUCGAUGAAUGUAAUCAAAUUGUACAACAGAAAUAUCAUUCAUCAUUAAUGCAUCUUUGUGCUCAAUAUGAUUCAUUUCAAACUGGUUACCUUUUAUUAGUCAAUCAUGCUGAUCAUCAGUGGUUAUAUAAACGUGAUCUGGAUGGUAAAACACCAUUACAUACAGCAUGUACAUUUGGAUCCAAUCAAAUAGCUAGUAUUUUUAUUAAAAAUCAACAUAUCGUCAAUGACUUUAAACGUGGUGAUUGGACAGCAUUAAUGAUUUCUAUUGCGAAACAGAAUAUUAAUUUAGUAAAAUUAUUAUUAAAUAAUCAAGCUGAUGAUUUAGUAGAAGAUAAAAAUGGUUGGACCGCCUUGCAUUUAGCCGUACGUACUGGUAAUAUUGAAUUGAUCAAAUUAUUGAUGGAUCAACCGAAAGAUUGGUGGCCAAAGCCUUUGAAAAAUGGUCGUAAUAUAAUGCAUAUUGCAGCCAUUAAUGGUCAUAUCUUGGUAUUCGAAAUGCUGGCUAAUUAUCUUUCAGAAAUCAAUCAAAAAGAAUUGAUAAAUUACGCCGAUAAUUGUGGCGUUACACCAUUUAUGGAUGCAUCAUGUAUCGAUUGUAUACCAAUCAUGGAAAUUGUUCUGGCUAAAAUCCACGAUAUAUCCACAUGUCUUGAACAUUUAGAUGAUUGUCAUCGUAAUAUUCUACAUCAUUGUGCACAGACAAAUUCAUAUACAACUAUCCAAUUCCUGAUCAAUCACAAUUCAUUAUCAUCAAUGAUCAUCCAGAAAAAUUUGAUAAAUCAAUGUGAUGAAUGGGGCCAGACACCAAUAUUUUUGGCAAUACGUGAUGGACAUUAUGAAUCGGUGCAAUUAUUACUACAAUUAGGUAGUCGAAUUGAUAUUCAAGAUUCAAAUGAUCGUACACCGGUGGAUAUUUGUCAACAAUAUAAACAUGAUCAUUUAUUGGAUUUAUUUGAAAAUUUAAUGAUUUAAAAAGAACAAAAAAAAUGUAAAUUACAUAAUAGUUGUAUAAUUUGGAUAGAAAAAUUUCACAUUAAAAUGAUCAUGUUGAUAA
Molecule: messenger RNA, 2098 nt
Organism: Dermatophagoides farinae (American house dust mite)
Lineage: Eukaryota; Metazoa; Arthropoda; Arachnida; Sarcoptiformes; Pyroglyphidae
Product: ankyrin repeat domain-containing protein 16-like
Biological process (GO): positive regulation of transcription by RNA polymerase II
Cellular component (GO): nucleus
Molecular function (GO): transcription cis-regulatory region binding; protein binding
Source: RefSeq, a predicted model, not a curated record